Corylus avellana is the source of this 954-nucleotide messenger RNA. RefSeq lists its product as uncharacterized. The record is from RefSeq and is a predicted model, not a curated record. Lineage: Eukaryota; Viridiplantae; Streptophyta; Magnoliopsida; Fagales; Betulaceae.
GUAGCCAGUCUCAGGCAUGGCAGACUCAAGCUCCUUCGUCUUCAGAGCAUUCACAGCUUCUUCUUCUUCUUCUUCUUCUUUUUCACAUGGAACCGUUGAUGUCAAAGCCAAAAGCUGUCGUCGUACAGUCAAAGUGAAAGGUCGUAGCGGUUGCUCUUGCGCGGCUAACACCAAUAUUUCCUCUGCAACGACCCCGUUUUCCAACCCCUUCCCGUCAUCGAUUCCUUCAUAUACUCCAGAAAAAAUGGUUGAAUCGGAAAGCUCAGAGCGGGCAGAGAAUUCAGGCAAAGAUACUGAACCCAAUCAGCAACCAACCCAGAAAGAGAACGAGAAGGUUUCGCUAAUGGAAGAAAAUUCUGAACCGGCUUCAUGUCCAGAUUUACCACUGAUACCCAUUUCGCGAAUUCUGAAAGGCAUCCCUCAGUGUCCUCAUUUUCUUCAACUUCGGAGCUACUCUGAAGUGGCGAAGAAGAAUUUGAUGGCUGGGUGGGAUCGAGCAUUCGAAGAAACAGUCGAAGAAAUCCUUUCUCUGACGGCAAAGGAUUUCUGGGCUGAAGCCAGCAAUCUGUGGAAGAGUAUGGAGGACCUUCAGGGUUUGGGGUACAAUGUGUUUCGGCUGAGGAGAAGAUUGGUGGAGUUAACGGAGGUGAUGGAGGAGCAGAAGCUGUCGAAAUUGAAGAUUGGGCGAUUGAGGAGCAAGGCCGAAUUUCAUAGAAUGGAGAAGUGCAGGCUGGAGAGUGUGAUUUUGGGCCUGCAGCAACGGACCCAGAGAGAGCAGGCUGCAAUGGUGGAAAUGCUGAAAGGGGUGGCAAGGAUGGAAAAUUGCUUGCCCAAAUUUCAUGGUGCGUUUGCUUUGUUAGCUAUGGAACCCAUGUAAAUGGGUUUUCGAGAGUCUCUCUUUUUGCAAGAGGCUUGGGGGCUAGUACUUUUUUGGAGGCUAAAUAAUAUAUUGUA